UGGCUACAUGUCUUGGCGUCCAGAACUCACCUCCAACAUCGCAUCGCUGUGGCCCCGCCCGCUGCAACUUCACUCCCAGCUCACCAUCUCCCCAUUAUACCAUUUUCGAUAUCUACGGCUCCCCCUGAGCUGGUCAAGCCCCUGCUCCCCAACCCUGUUGCACUGUCUUGCUGUCAUUUUCUUCCUCCACAUUCGCCAGCCCACACAAUGUCCGAACGGACCACCCCGCCACCACGCACAACCCGCUCAUCGGCACCCACCACUCUGCCAGACGCAGAACAAAUCCGGCGAAAGGAAGAAGCCCGCCUCAAAGCCAAAGCCGCCGCCCAACAGCAUCAACGACCACCACAACAACAACAUCACUCCGCUUCCUCCUCCCACCUCCCCUCCCUCCCCUCUCUCGCCGGAACAAAACGUGCCUACACAAGCAUCUCCAGUUCCACCACCCCCGCCACCCUCCGCGACGCCUCCUCUCCCCAGAUCCCAAAGCGCGAUCGCAAUGGCUUCGUCGCCCCGUCCUCCGACUCUCUUCUGCAACCGGCCAAGAACUUCGCUCGGGCCGAAUACAUCGAAUAUGACUUCAGCAGGAUGACGGACACAAAGGGCGGCUUCCUCAGCACCGAGGACGAUCCGCACAACCGGGCCAUGUGGAGCGGAUCGGGAAGGGGGAGGGGGCCAGAAGAUGAGAAGCCAGAGGGCAUGACCAUGGCGGAGUGGGAGAGGGAGAGGUUGAGGAGGAAGUUGAGGGAGAAUAGGGCCGGGCCUUAUGAACCGGGCAUCUCGAUUUUGAAUGCCGCGGACGGGCGGGAGGAAGAGGAAAGGGAAGAGGCAGAUCGCCUCGCUUCUGCUGCGGAGGCGGCGGCGAACGCUGAUGCGGAUGCGGACGCGCAGCUGGCUUCAAGCUCUAAUUCCGCCUUCAAGGGCAAAUACGGCGACGGGAAACGCGAGAUCAAGGGCAAAUGCCGCGAAUGCGCCUCGCUGGAAAUCGACUGGAAAUGGCACGACGUCUUCGCCAUAAGCGUCUGCAAUGCCUGCAAGGACAAAUACCCGGACAAGUACUCGCUCCUCACCAAGACUGAGGCCCGCGAGGACUACCUCCUCACGGACCCGGAGCUCAAGGACGAGGCGUUGCUGCCCCACCUGGAACGCCCGAAUCCCCACAAGACCAACUGGAACAACAUGCAGCUCUUCCUGCGGCUGCAGGUCGAGGCGUAUGCGUUUUCGGAACGCAAGUGGGGGUCGCCCGAGGCCCUGGACGUCGAGUACGAAAAGAGGCAGAAGGUGGCCAAGGCCAGGAAGGAGAAGAAGUUCAAGAACAAGCUGGACGACCUGAAGAAGAAGACGCGCGUCGAGGCGUACAAGAGGGCUAAGUUGAUGGGGGACGCGGCCGCGGCGGUGCAGUUUGGCGACCGCAUCAGGGGCAUGGGCGAGAAGCAUGUCCACGAGUGGGGGAGAAGCGUGUUGGACCCGGAGACGGGAAUGUCGAAGAAACGGUGCGAGGAGUGUGGCAUGGAGAUUGAAGAGCUGGAAUUCUAGAUACAGGUGUGGAGAGUUUUUUGCAUUUAUGAUACCCCUGAGAAUAGCACCCCCAGACAACUCGGAUUUGACUCUGCAGUACAAGUUCGAGUAUGCAUCGCAAUAUCAUCUAUCUGGUACACAUGUCAACAAAAUAAAACCCAUUUACGAACACGGGCGGUGCCAUGCACCAAGUCCCAAUGGAGUGAAAAAAUGUCGGAAGACAUUGCAUGUACUCCUGCUCGAUCCACGACA
Westerdykella ornata is the source of this 1770-nucleotide messenger RNA. Its product is annotated as DNA repair protein. Gene Ontology annotation, cellular component: nucleotide-excision repair factor 1 complex. The coding region runs from base 208 to 1536 and encodes 442 amino acids. Gene Ontology annotation, molecular function: damaged DNA binding. NCBI's taxonomy places the organism in Eukaryota, Fungi, Ascomycota, Dothideomycetes, Pleosporales, Sporormiaceae. Gene Ontology annotation, biological process: UV-damage excision repair; base-excision repair; nucleotide-excision repair, DNA damage recognition. The transcript has 2 exons. The record is from RefSeq and is a predicted model, not a curated record.